AUGUAUCGAGUGUUACUCAAAACUGCUGCCACCGUAGUGCUUGUUGUUAUCGCUCAAUAUAGCGUGCUUGGUAUCGUAACCAACAAGCGACGAUCAUUAACAGUGAAUGCGUAUGAAGAUUUGAAUGGUGCAACAAGAAAAGCACCUAAAACUGAGUAUGGCAAAUCGAGAAAAGUUGAGGAAUCCUGGAAUAUCAAACAUUUCCUGAAGAGUGAUCAAUCGGUAACGAAACAAGAUUCGUUAUCAUCUCCAUUAACAGAGUCACUAAAGGAUGCAAAUUCACGCAAUGCUAAAAUAACUGUUGUGGGAAAAUCCGUUACAUUACCACGUCCUAAAAUAACUCUUCCAUCAGCUCUUUCAUUAGACGGAUUAGCAACCCAAAAGAAAGAAAGCAAAAAUGGCAAUAGUCGAAUUUUUGCCUCUGUUUUGGCUUCAGGCAUUUCCCGAAAAAAACUUCACCCAAUACAUCAGUAUAAUUUGGAUCUUUUAACAAAUAAUCACUUAAGUUAUUUCUUGCUCAAGUAUUCAAAGUCAGCAAUCGAUUCUCGAGCUCGGAAAAGACUGUACUCAUCUCGAAAUGAAAUGAUUGCUAGACUUCGUCAUUUGAUUCAUAUACGUGAAAUGAAAGGACUAAGUACAACAACACUGCGAUUAUUGUUAACAGCUAGCAGCAAUAAAACCAAAAAACAACCUUAUGAUUCAUUAAAACUCGUCACUAUAAAACGUUCACCAAAGCAGAAAAGUUAA
Molecule: messenger RNA, 747 nt
Organism: Thelazia callipaeda (thelaziosis nematode)
Lineage: Eukaryota; Metazoa; Nematoda; Chromadorea; Rhabditida; Thelaziidae
Source: the annotation of a GenBank genome assembly